Messenger RNA from Lathyrus sativus (Indian pea), 204 nucleotides. NCBI's taxonomy places the organism in Eukaryota, Viridiplantae, Streptophyta, Magnoliopsida, Fabales, Fabaceae. The record is from the annotation of a GenBank genome assembly.
AUGAACCAAUGCAAGCCUGCUGCUGGAAGCCAAUCUGCUAUACUCUAUACAGGAUUAUACCUUGUUGCAUUAGGAACAAGUGGUAUUAAAGCGGCGUUACCAGCCUUAGGAGCUGAUCAAUUUGAUGAUAAAGAUCCAAAGGAAGCAUCUCAAUUGUCGAGUUUUUUAACUGGUUCUUGUUUAGUCUUACAACAGGAGCAAUAA